GCACAAACAGAAAACUCAGAACUGGGACAGAAGGGGAAGUGUGGGUCAGAUCAACACAGACAUCCAGAUACAUUAGGAGAAUGGAGAACAUUACAACCUUUACUCUGUCCCUCUACACCAUGGAUGAUCGUUCUGAGUAUUCAACUGAUGAAGAAGAUCACAGAGGUAUGGACAGCCUCCAUGUAUUUUCUAUUGUGGUCUAUGCUGUGGCCUUCUUGCUGGGGACAACAGGAAAUGGCUUAGUCAUCUGGAUCGCUGGUUUCAAAAUGAAGAAAACAGUCAAUGUAGUGUGGUUCCUUAAUUUGGCCAUUGCAGAUUUUAUCUUUACAUUCUUCUUGCCUCUGAGUAUUGCCUACCUUGCUCUUGGAUUCCACUGGCCUUUUGGUACCUUCAUGUGCAAGCUAACUAGUGCAAUAGCAUUCCUCAAUAUGUUUGCCAGUAUAUUCACACUCACAAUCAUCAGUAUAGAUCGCUGGAUCUCUGUUGUGUUCCCUGUAUGGGCCCAGAACCAUCGGACACCCCGUAUGGCUUCCAUAAUAUCCCUUGUUAUUUGGCUUUUUGCACUGAGUUUCAGUUUAACAUAUUUUAUAUUCCGUGACACAGUUAAAAGGGAUGAUGGAAGGAUGUACUGUUUCAAUAACUUUCAUGAAGAAGAUGAAUAUUUGCGAGGUCUGAGGCACAGAGCUACAUUGAUUACAAGAUUUGUUGUUGGCUUUGUCAUACCUUUUACAAUUAUUACCAUGUGUUAUGUAGUGAUCACUUUACACCUCCAUAGAAAUCGUAUGGCGAAAUCUACCAAACCCUUUAAAGUAAUUGUAGCUGUUCUGCUUUUCUUCUUUUUCUGUUGGUCACCAUAUCAUGUUCUAUCUUUUUUGGAACUGUAUGCAAAUGACAAUGGUGAUCCUUUGCUACAAAAAGUCUUAUAUAUUGGAAUUCCAGUUACCUCCAGUUUGGCCUUCCUUAACAGCUGUGUCAACCCGUUCCUCUAUGUAUUCAUAGGUCGAGACUUCAAGACGAAAUUCAGGACCUCAGUCCAGGCUAUUUUUGAGAGAGCAUUCAGUGAGGACCUUCCUCAAUCAGAUUUCAGGAGUAAAAGUAAAUCCACUUCUGACUCUCAGUUACUUUGAAAUA
Pelobates fuscus (common spadefoot toad) is the source of this 1131-nucleotide messenger RNA. RefSeq names its product chemerin-like receptor 1. NCBI's taxonomy places the organism in Eukaryota, Metazoa, Chordata, Amphibia, Anura, Pelobatidae. Bases 81 to 1127 code for a protein of 348 amino acids. The record is from RefSeq and is a predicted model, not a curated record. Gene Ontology annotation, molecular function: complement receptor activity; G protein-coupled receptor activity. Gene Ontology annotation, cellular component: plasma membrane. Gene Ontology annotation, biological process: positive regulation of cytosolic calcium ion concentration; complement receptor mediated signaling pathway; phospholipase C-activating G protein-coupled receptor signaling pathway. The transcript is spliced from 2 exons.